Molecule: messenger RNA, 708 nt
Organism: Lactuca virosa
Lineage: Eukaryota; Viridiplantae; Streptophyta; Magnoliopsida; Asterales; Asteraceae
Source: the annotation of a GenBank genome assembly
AUGGAGUAUACAACCGGAUCUCAACCCGAUAAUUUCCAGACCUUCUUCAUGGAAUGGGUGACCCAACUGGAGUUUUACCUUCAUCAGCUUCUCCACAUUCUUCAGUCCCCAGAUCAACAAGACGAGUCCAAACACAAACAACUCAUUCGCCGAGUCAUGGCUCACUACCAUGAAUACUUCCUUGCCAAGGCCCGAGUUUCUAGCCGGAAUGUUUUUCUUGUUCUGUUACCCCCGUGGCUCAGCUCCUAUGAGCGAACCUUCCUAUGGUUGUCUGGGCUCAAGCCGGGUCUUGCCCUCCGUGUCGUGAAUAGAUGUGGGGUGGAGUUGAGCUCCGAUCAGGCGGAGAGGAUGGAGAGGCUAACGGUGGACACUAAAGACGAGGAGAAUGCGAUUGCAGAGAGGCUGGCGAGGUUGGAGCAGCAGGUGCUGGCGCCGUCCAUGCUGCCGUUGGCGAGGAUGGGAGGAAGGGAGGUGAAUGGCAUGAUUCAUGAAGCGGAUACUGCAAUGGAGAGAAUGGCGGAGCAUAUGGAGUUUUUGGUUGGGUGUGCGGAUUAUUUGAGGGAGAAGACAGUGGCGAAGGUGGUGGGGAUAUUGACGACGGCUCAGACGGUGAGGUUCUUAGCGGCUAUGGCUCAACUUCAGUUAAGGAUUAGGAUGUGGGGGCAGCUGAGGGAGAGGGAGAUUCAUGGAGAUGCUAAUCUCUCUUAA